Messenger RNA from Pyricularia pennisetigena, 693 nucleotides. RefSeq lists its product as uncharacterized. NCBI's taxonomy places the organism in Eukaryota, Fungi, Ascomycota, Sordariomycetes, Magnaporthales, Pyriculariaceae. Bases 1 to 693 code for a protein of 230 amino acids. The record is from RefSeq and is a predicted model, not a curated record. The transcript has 3 exons.
AUGCAUUGGGUUUCGUGGACAGGAUGGAUGGUAGCGGCAGCAAUGAUGGCCAUCGACCAAACGGCAGCUCAAGGUAGCAGCAGCCCGGUGACGGACAUGGAGACGGGCUUCGUCUUUGCAGAAUAUCUGGGUCGGUACGACACUUCAAACAGCGCGAUCCAGUUCCGAGUGGCCGUGCCGACCGGAGUUGGCGCAAACGAACCCUACGACGCCGUGAUACAGGUCGCGGCGCCAAGAGCUGUCGGCUGGGCGGGCAUGGCUUGGGGAGGAAGCAUGACCUACAAUCCGUUGACGGUGAUGUGGCCGAGCGGACAGACGGUGAUGUUGAGCUCGCGAUGGGCUACAGUCUGGGAGACAAUAUACCACAAAAGCGCACACACGACACCAGCACCGUACCUCGUCCCGACAUACCAGGUGCUCAACACCGGGACGCGCGUCAACAGCACGCACUGGCAGAUAACUGCCAAAUGCAGCGGUUGCACAUUGUUCCAGGGCCGCGCCGGAGCGGCACCUACUUGGCUUCGGCCGACUGGGUCGAACAGGUUGGCUUUUGCCAUGGCCAGGACCGCCCCAAGCCAGCCGGGGUCGAACACGAGCGCGAUACCGUAUCAUGAGGUCCACCAGUACUGGAACGCCGACUUUGGCAGCGCGCAGAAUGCAAACUUUGGCGAGCUGGUGCAGAAGAAUUUGUAG